This is a messenger RNA of Ricinus communis (castor bean), 3213 nucleotides long. RefSeq names its product splicing factor, suppressor of white-apricot homolog. The transcript is spliced from 4 exons. Bases 222 to 2969 code for a protein of 915 amino acids. Gene Ontology annotation, molecular function: RNA binding. Lineage: Eukaryota; Viridiplantae; Streptophyta; Magnoliopsida; Malpighiales; Euphorbiaceae. Gene Ontology annotation, biological process: RNA processing; mRNA 5'-splice site recognition. The record is from RefSeq and is a predicted model, not a curated record.
ACGAUCCGGCUCAUAAAUAUAAGGAUUUUUCAGCUAGAAAAAAAAAAAAAAAAGUAUGGAUCUCUUUGAGUGAUAUUUAAAUUUGUUUAUUUUGAUUUUUAAUCCUUAUAUUCGUUUGAACUUUCAAAGAACAUCACAAAAAUUUCCAUAUAAUUCUCCAUCGCCUACAAGAGUUUUUCUUAGGGUUUCUAUCAUCUCAUCUCUCAAUCCAACGGUCCAAAAUGGAUCUCGAAGUCAUCGGCCGUCACGCGCUGCUCUUCGACGACGACGCUUUGGCAGCGUUCGUGAACUCGCCUGAGGCACUUGUCGAUUGGAACUCUCUCUCUAUUGACCGUUACGACGUCCGGCACCUCCUUUCCUCUCCUCCUCCUCCUCGCAAUCGCCACCACCGCCGGAACCAGCACCGUUCUCCCUCUCAUAACCUCGACGAUUCUCUCGAAUCUGACCUUGAUCAUGAACGCUACCUCGAUUUACCCUCGACUUCUGACGAUGAGCAAGAUUUAGAAACUGAAGCUGAAGCCAAGAAUGCUGGUGGCUAUAACGCAGUUGCCUUUUCAUAUGGAGCUCCUAGUGAAUUAUCUGAAGAAAAGAAUAUUGAUGCCAAGUCUAGCUUUCGUCCACCCUUCACAGUGCCUGAACACUUACUUCAGAACCUGCCUCCCACAGCGAAGGUGCACCAGAUCAUUGCCAGAACUGCCAUGUUUGUGAGUAAACAUGGUGCGCAGUCAGAAAUUGUUCUGAGAGUUAAACAGGGAGACAAUCCAACAUUUGGGUUCUUACUACCUGAUCAUAAUCUUCAUCCAUACUUCAGAUUUCUUGUUGAUCACCAAGAACUUGUGAAGUCUGACGUUGAUGGAAAAUCUAUAGAAGAAGUAAACAGAACUGAUGGUGGUCUUGAUCAGAUGGAUGUAGGUGGUGCAUUGUCAUUGCUUGGUUCUGUAUAUGGGUCUGGAGAGGAUGAAGAAGGUGCAACUGAGGAUGCCUUAGCACUGAAAACAGAUAGCUUUGAGCAAGUUGAUAAUGCUGAUAGUAUAACUUCCCAUGGAUUAGAACAAAACAAUUCGUCCUUAAAUGCAGCUGGGAAAGAUGAGGCCCUUUCCAACCCUCCAUUACCUUCUUUGAAAGAAAGGUCUCAUGUUAUUAAAAGGAACCAUGCCAUCAUUGCAGUCAAAUCUGGAACCACAAAUGGGAUAAAGAAAGAUGGUGAUGUGGGCUCAGUUUCCGCUAUGGUAAAUAAGUUGCAGCCUUCCAUUGUACCUAGCCUGUCCAAGUUUGAGCCAUCUGUUUUGGAGCCUCCCUCUGAUUUGAAAAGAGUGGUUGAUAAGAUAGUUGAGUUUAUACUUAGAAAUGGGAAAGAAUUUGAGGCAGUUCUUAUUCAGCAGGACACUAAGCAUGGGAGAUUCCCAUUCCUUCUGCCAUCCAACCAAUAUCAUCCUUACUAUCUAAAAGCUCUCCAAAAAGCUAAAGAGUCAAAGUGUGCUGGAAAAAAAGAGAAGCAUGAUUCAAUGGGGCAUGGGACGGAGAAGAAAACUGGAAACAAAGAAAGUGACAGUAUGUCCUUGGGAUCUGAUAUACCAUGUGAAUCUGACAGGAAAGAAAAAUUUAAAAUGGUGAUCGGAAAGUCAAAGAAAGAUGAGAAGGACCCUCCUUCAAAAGCCACCCAGCCACAAGUUGGAGUUAGUGUGGAUGCAACAGCUGCUGCUGCUAUUCUUCAGGCUGCCACAAAGGGCAUUAAGAAUCCCAAUUUAGAAAUCCUCUGGAAGACCUUAAGUAGCGCUGGUCAAGGUCCUAGCAGUGAAGGUGGAGGUAGCCUGCUUUCCUCUUGGCCGCAAAGUUCCAACCAGAAGCCAGAUAAAAAUGAGUAUAAAGCCAUUGCUAAAACAGCAGCUCUGGCAGCAGCAAGUGAGGCUGAUUCUUCAGAAGCAACCUUGACCAGAGAGCAGAAGUUAAAGGCUGAGAGACUGAGACGGGCUAAGAUGUUUGCAGCUAUGAUAAAAGGUGGAGCUGCACCAGUGAAGAGUGAAUCAUUGCGUGGGUUAUCUGUAGAACCAUCUGAAUCUGGGUUUUCUGGCUCAGAUUCUCAGGUUGUUCAUCUUGUGGGCGCAGAAGGGGAAGGUAGUUCAGCUCCGAUGGAGGUCGAUACUUGUAAUAAAAUUGAGAAAGCAGAAAAGAAAGGAUUGGCCGAUGAACAAAAUGAACGAAGAUCAAAAAGGAGCUAUCGAUCUAGAUCUAAAAGGGGUGAAGAAGAAGGAGAAGAAGAAGAGAAUUUAAAAGAAGACAGGGACAACAAGCACUCUAGGAAAAAGAGGCGAUCCCAUCGCUCAUCACAUCACAGCAGGGAUAGGCGUAAGCACAGGAAAAGACAUUCUUCUUCCCAGGAAAGAGAAUCUCAACAUAAGCAUGGGCAAGAUAGCUCUUCUGAAGAUGAGCAUCGGCAUUCUAGACAUAGGCACAAGCAUGACAGCUCCUCGGAUGAUGAGCAGAGGCAUUCUAGACAUAAACACAGGCACGAUAAUUCUUCAGAUGAUGAACUUAGGCACCCUAGGCGGAGGCAUAGGCGUAAUUCCCCUCGCGAUGACCAUAGACACACUGAACGCAGGCACAAGCACAAUGGAUCAUCUGAUGAUGAGCGAAUGCACUCUCGACGUGGCUGUAGGCGUGAUUCCAGUGAUGAUGAGUAUCAACGCUCCCAACAUCAGCGUAAUCAUGGUACCUCCUCAGAUAAUGAGGACCAGUAUCAAGCCAAAUCUGUAAAACAUAGAAAGAUCUCCCGCUUAGACAGAGAGGCGGAAUUGGAGGAAGGAGAGAUCCUUACAAAAUCUGAUCAAUCCAAAGUUAGUGAUGGUGAGGAAGGUGCUAGUAGGGAGCCUUCGGUUGAUUUAUCAAAAUCAUCUCAGCGCUCUGAAACUGCUGAAGUAUCUAAUGAACUUAGAGCCAAGAUCCGAGCCAUGUUGAUGGCAACUCUGUAAGUAGCUAGCACGCAUUUUCUAGUUCAGUUUUAUAGUGGUUGUAUUUCUUUUAAACUCUCGGGGCUACUUUUCUUGUAGAAAUUUUGUAUUUCUUAUAGAAAUUUUGUAUUGCCAGUUUCAUAUUUAUGAAGGGUUAUUUAACAAAGUUAUAUGGUUGAAACUUGGAACAAGGUUUAUAAUUCUUGUCCGACAAUUUUGUAUAGCCUGUAACAAUGCUAAAUUCCUGAUAUGCCUUUGUGUUUUU